This is a messenger RNA of Tachysurus vachellii, 4587 nucleotides long. It is a transcript of the gene tmem102, whose product is annotated as transmembrane protein 102. Bases 201 to 1763 code for a protein of 520 amino acids. The record is from RefSeq and is a predicted model, not a curated record. The transcript is spliced from 3 exons. NCBI's taxonomy places the organism in Eukaryota, Metazoa, Chordata, Actinopteri, Siluriformes, Bagridae.
GUUAAAACACUACAAUCCCAGGAUCCUCUGGGGCAGCCGGGAUUUCCGGGUUCGGUGUUGCCGUGUGAAGGCGUGUGCCGAGCCGAGGAGACUAGUUGGAAAUGACGGGAGCUGUAACCGGAUUCCUGAUCACGUAUCUAAACAAAAGCAACGGGGCAUAAGGCACAGAGCUUGGACACUGCGAUUUAGGGUUGGGCUCGAUGGAGGUGAUCAGGAGCGCAGUGACUCCACGUGCACCGGCACCAGUGAAGCGUGUGUCUGAGGUGGACUUCCGCUCAGGCACGGCGCUUGAGCAGCUGGCCUCGCACGUGCAGGAGCUUGUGCAGCUUGAGCAAGGCGAGUUUGGGGACCAGACUGCACUCGAGGUGCACACAGCCAAAGACUUCAUCUUCAACAUGCUUGGCCUGGUCCAGAAGGUGGACAAGAGGCUCCCAGUCGCAAAUGAGUACCUGCUUUUGUCCGGUGGCGCCAGAGAGGGUGUUCUUGAUCUGAACCCAGAGGAGCUGGGUGACUAUGUCAGAGGUGUGGACUUUGACCUGGACUUCACGCUUCUGGUGCCUGCCCUCAAACUGCACGACCGCAAUCAACCUGUAACUCUAGAUAUGCGCCAGUCUCCGCCGUGCCACUCCUGGCUCAGCUUACGGCUUUGCGACCCAGGCAUGCUAGCCCGAUGGGGGAUCUGCUGCGAAGACGAACCUAACAUUCAGCGCCAGGAAGAUGGUGAAGAGGAAGAAGGUGGUUCCAUAUUGGGCUCAAUUCCUUCCCUCCAUUCUCCGCAGUCCUUGGAUGGAUGUUACUUCUCACCCCUGCUGGUCACGGAAUGGUUCUGGAACGUAGUUGGCACAGCAGUGGAGGAGCUAAAGCGGCACCCUCAGAGAGGGAUUCCAGUUCCGGAUCGCGUGGAACGCAAUGGACCUUUGACGACGCUGAUCCUCAAAGCAGGCACCAGCCGUGUCCUCUAUGAUCUCUUACCCGUUGUGUCGUUUCGAGGCUGGCCAGCUGUAGCACAAAGCUGGCUCACUACCAAUCACUUCUGGGACGGAAAAAUCACAGAGGAGGAGGCAAUCAGUGGGUUUUAUCUCCUGCCUUGCUGCUCCCCAACAGCUGUCUCCGCUUCCAGACCAGACCGUGAAUGGAGACUGGCCUUUUCUCGUAGUGAGGUCCAGUUGAAGAAGUGUGUGCCUUUUCCUAUGGCCGCAGCCUUCCAGGCAGCCAAAGCUGUUGUGUCCAGACUGUUGGCACGCCCUCGUACUGGUCUUAGCCUUUACCACUUACGCACUCUACUCUUCUGGGCUUGUGAUCGCUUACCUGCUGCCUACUUGAGCUGUUCAGAGCAAGAGACACCAGCCCGUCUGUUCCUGGGUCUCCUGGAUGACCUGGCACACUGUGUGCUGGGUAAAAACUGCCCCAACUAUUUCCUCCCUCAGUACAACAUGUUGGAACAUCUUACUGACAAUGCAGCUCUGCUGGUUGCCCGGAAACUAGCACACUUGCGCUCGGAUCCAGCUGAACAUUUGCGUGCGGCAUUGGAGCAAGCUCGGCAGGCAUGCCAGUUGAAACGAGAAGCUGCUGGAACGAGUAACGGGCAUGGGGCAUCAUCGCCAAGCUUGGGCCCUUCCAAAGCCACCUCCCCGCAAGAUGAUCGUCUAGCCCAGAGACUGCAGCAGCUGGUUACGGAAAACCCUGGCAAGUCUAUUUCGGUCUUCCUCAACCCAGACGACGUGACGAGACCACACUUUCGCAUUGAUGAUAAGUUCUACUGAAUUGGAGGAGCCCCAGCAAGAGCACCAUACACUGCCUGAGGAAUAAAUAACGCCCCUCCUUCUUCCUUUAUCCACUGAAGUAAAGCUAAUAUUCAAAGUUAAGAGCACACCCACACACUCCUUCACUGUGCAUUGUGCUGUACUGUAAUAAAGCCCUCACAUGCAGGCUGGGCAUAAUCAGUGAUCUAUUUUGGCCAACGCUACAGUCUGCAAGCCAGCUCUGCGAAAUAUGAUUAAGCUGCUACUAGAGAGACCAUCUGUCCCAAAUCAAGUCUGCUGUCAGCUACAUGGCUGUUGCUACCGAAAGAAAAAAAAGAAGUCACCAAAUGGAGGAAGGCCCAUGAGCGGCUGUUUUGGGAUCUUGUAUGCCAUUUGAUGAGAGGCCUUGAAGCUGUAUUGCUCAGUGAAAUCUUAAUCCUGCAAUCUGUAUUGGAUUAUAUUAUCUUGCACAGCCUGAAACACUAGUUCAGUUAAGGGAUUUAAAUCCCGCUACAUAAUGCUGAAGAUUUUUUUCUUUCUGUUAUAUACUGGUAAGCAGGAAGGUGGGCAGUGAUCUACUCCAAGGUAUAUUUCAAAUCACUGGAUGUUGAAUGUUUUUAUUGCAAAGAAAUAUGAUGGACUUUAACACUGAAUAUGCUUUUUUUUCUUCACUCCUCUACUUUUAUCUCUUAAUCAUCUCGUUCUCUUUCUCAGGUACUUUUUGUUGCGAAGAUGAAGGCAUUUCCAGUGUGUAUGGUAUUGCCUCUGUGCCUCCUACUAUUUUAUGUGUCUCAAAUGACAGACAACAGUUAAAAGGCAGCCUUAGGCCCGCAAGCCAUGAUGGCUAGGUGAUAAGAGAGAGGAUGAGAUAAAGGUCUAGUGAGUCUCCAGUGCAUUACUUUAAGUCAGCCUGUCUUACACAAGACUAGACUGAACCCCCUAACUGCACUAAAGCUAUAUUUAGGAAAAGCCACGGGCCUGAAGCUUGUCAAAACUUUAGUUUUCUUACAACAGCAUCAGGAAUUGGUGCAUUUUUUUUGACACACUUUUGUUUACCUGCAUUCAAUCAACUACAGAGCGAAAUUCUGCUAGUGGCACAAAUAAACAAGUUCUGAUUUGACUACUCUGAAGAAGAAAUGACAAUACGUCUGCCUGUCAACAGAUCAUUUAUUAUAUUUGGUAAAGUGUCCUAUAAUUGUGUAUGAUGAUUUUUUUGGUUUAGCUUUUGACACUGAUUUGCUGAUUUGCUCUCAGCUUGGUGCUUAAUUAUACUGUAUUCUCUACAAUAUAGAUGUAUGUAUCGUAAAUUUCACGCUCAUAUUUUUUGCUACCAAAAACGGUGUGCGUGUGUGAGACAGCUCAUAAAUACAGAAGCUCCUGUUAAUGUGUUUUGAAUUACCCUGUUGUAUCUGUUUAGUUUCAUCAGCUAAGCUAAUUAUGAUAAUCGCGAGAGAGGGUGAUAAUAGUACACAUGUGAUGCAAAAGAUCUGCAGACAUAUUGGCAAACGCCUGCGUAUGUGGUAUCGGGUAAGAUCUUUCUUCACAGAUGUGCCGUGGUUGCUUUGGGAUGGAUGACUGAAUGGAGGGAUGAAUGUAGUUAGAAAGCCAGCAGCAGUCUCCUCUGGCAGAUUAGCCAGAAGUGAUGGAGCACCUGGGAGUUCAGACAGCUGCUUCUCUCUCUCUCUCUUCCCCUCCCUCCCUCAAUGUCUUGCUCAUCCUCAUUUUUCUCUUUUAUCCAUUUCUCUCCAUCAUAGAAAUAAACGCGGCACAAUUUUUCUUUCAUUUUGAGAUUGACGCAUCCCAAAAUGUAUCCAGAGAGCAGAAGUCACGCUCUUGAACGAUGUGUACUAAAAAAAAAACAGGCUCGUCAUGAUUAUGUCUUCUUUUCUGAAUAGCUGUAAAUUGCUUGUAAGUGUCAUAGAUUUGGUAGGUUGAAGUCAUGCACUUGAGAGAUCUGAUACUACUGAAUAGACUGAAAGCACACAACUGUCAUAUACAGUAAAACGUAAAAGAAAAAAAAAAAAAAAGAAACCAAAGGAUGAGUUUAGAUCACGCUCGGAUACUGCAGAAUGUAACGGAGGUAUAACGUAUUGCUAAAACAGGCUCUUUAAAUAGGCUUGAAUCGUGUACACUAUUUAUAUAAGUGUUUAUAACAUUUCAGACCGUUAAUGUAUGUGUUUUCUUCAAGUCUGAUCACUGUACCGUACAAUGCCUAAUCUCGUAUGAACAAUCGUCCUAUGCAAUUUUGCUGUGUGUGUUGGGAGCGUAUCUGUUUUAGUGAAAUAUGAGCCCUUGCCCUGGCUGCGGUAAUUACCAAGAAAAUUUCAUACAGAGGAAAAAUGAUCACAGUGGCACAAAUCGAACAGUUUCUGCCUCAGGGGAUGACAGGAUGUUCUAAUAGCCACAAUUUGGAUGUGAUAACUUUAUAAAAACCAAAGCUUAGAACCAUCGCUACUUUCCCCUUCUUUGCAGUCAUUUCAUGUUGACAAAGCAGGGCUGUAAUUUUUAUCAAACAGGCAGUUAUUAAAGUGACUGUACAGCAACGUGGCCGUAAUGCAAGAGACUGAACAACGAUAACGAAUGUAUACACGUUUUAUGUUGAAAAUUACUUUUCAUUUCAAUGAAUCUGGAUGGAAAACAAGACUAAAAUAAAUUUGUGCAGUGAUAUGUAAAGGAGUUUAUAUUGCAUAUAUUUCUUGUAUCAAAUGAUUUACUGAUUUCUGUGUGUGUGUGUGUGUAUUUUGCUGUAAUGCACUAAAGGCAUUUUGGUUGGGUUAUUAUUUAUCUUUUUAAUCAUGUGCGAUACUGUUAAUCGUAGCAUGAAAUAAAAUAUUAUAUCAGAAAA